AUGGUCGCUUUCCCCAAGUCCGCAGGGCCAUGCUCCGAUGCAGGCCGUAUAUCAACAAAAUCACUGUUAUUCCUUCUCGCACUCUCACCCUUAUCCACGCUAGCUACCCCGGAUCCUCUCCCUCCGGCGGCAGCGGCGGCAGCUCCGGUGCCUACACGGCCCGGCGAUGUGUUAGGGCCUGGGCCCGUAUUGGGGGGUGGUGAAGCUUCCGAGGGGCCUGGUGCCGUAGGAGGGAGGUCUGAUCUUGUGUUUGUAGGUUCCCCUUUGCCCCCCCCCUGGAAACUUACCGGAGCUCGUGGUCACAAACUCACGCUCAUAGUCACUGCGCCACGUCCUUCAUCAUGGAGCCGAUCGGUGAGAAAGAUUCCCUUCGAAAGGGUGAGUUCGGUUUUACUAAUUUUAUCGUAGCUAUCCUUACCAGCUCCGUCGGCUGGACAUCCAUCCCAAUACUCUGGUUGCCACCGAGGAUGAUCCGCAACUCCGGCCCCGCCCCCGGCAUCGCCUGUCUUCUGGUGCUCGGCCGAUCACGCGUUUGGUGGAUCGGUCUAGAGAGACGGUUGAGGAUAUGCUCUACGCCCACCGAGCUCACAACCCCAGAACAUUCUCGGACGAUGACUGGACCACUGAAAUCAUUCCGAUGCCCAACAUAACCGACAAAACAACAGUGCUGGGUCUUGCCCGGAUCGCAGCGGACGCGUACAUUGAGGCCGAGGGCACGGAGGAUUGGCUGGAUAUUGGAAAGCCUUAUAAUUUGACAAGCGAUUUUGGAUGGGAAGGGGACGGGCUUCGUGGUCACAUAUUUGCGGACGAAGCCAACACGACGGUUAUAGUUGGCCUCAAGGGUACAUCCCCGGCUGUUUUUGAUGGGGCCGAAACGACUACGAAUGACAAGAUCAACGACAACCUUUUUUUUUCGUGCUGCUGUGCGAGGGUUUCAUACUGGUGGAAAACUGUUUGCGAUUGUUUUUCCGGAACGGCGUAUACCUGCGAUUCCGUUUGCCUCAAGGAUUCCAUAUUAGCCGAGAAUCGUUACUACCGUGCGGCCCUGAACCUGUACACAAAUGUGACGGCCAUGUACCCUGAUGCCAAUAUCUGGCUUGUCGGCCACUCACUUGGCGGAUCCGUUUCUUCCUUGCUCGGCCAGACAUAUGGGCUUCCGGUGGUUACAUUUGAAGCUGUUGGCGAGGCCUUACCGGCUCAGCGGAUCGGAUUGCCGAAACCUCCGAGUGAUAACCCGCGGCAUGCUAAUGGUAUGGCUGUAUUUCACUUUGGAAAUACCGCGGAUCCGAUCUACAUGGGGACGUGUAAUGGGCCGACGGCCGGGUGCUCGAUUGCAGGAUAUGCUUUGGAGACCCGAUGCCAUGGUGGAUAUGAGUGUGUGUACGAUGUUGUCAUUGACCAUGGCUGGAGGAUGGGCCUCGGAUAUCAUAAAAUCCAAGCCGUUAUUAAAGAUAUUAUUGAGAAGUACGAUCACGUCCCCCAAUGUAUCUAUGAUGAUGGCUGUGUGGACUGCUUCCUUUGGAAAUUUAUCGACGGAAAUAAGACGACAACCACUUCCACCACGAGUGUAUCGACGACUACUUCCACAAGCACUUGCAAAACACCCGGAUGGUGGGGCUGUCUCGACGAAAGAACCACAACAACCGUGGUCACGACGACCUCCACAUCCACGAGAACAAAGCCCACAACAACAUGCACUCAUUACGGGUGGUUCGGCAACUGCCUCGACCCAAGCCCAACAACCACAACUACCGCCUUGACUACAACAACCACAACCACAACCCCUACCAUAACCACCAUUAUCACUAAAACCGCCACAAGGACCCGCACCUCCACUACCCCGGCCAAAACCUGCACGCACUACGGCUGGUUCGGCGGCUGUCUAGACCCUUCCUCAGCCACAAAUUCGAACCCUCCAGUUACACCGAGUAGCUCCCCCUCACCGCCAGCGGAAAAAUGCCGGAAGUUUAUCUUUUUCGGUCACUGCUCUACCACCACGGCCCUUGCAUCGUCAACCGGAGCACCCCCGCAGCGCACGAAGAGCUCGGAAUGUAAACGCCCGGGAGUGUUUUGGGGGUGUUGGGAUGCCGACUGGAAUGCCGAACUUUGAUUUGAUGAGAAGUGAGUAGUUGGAUCAUUGUUUUUUUGUUUUUUUUAGCACCGGAGUUAGUUUUUUUUUCCUGUUUGUUCCCUUUUGUUCUGCUCUCGAAAUCAAACCGGUUGUUUGGAUGGCAUUUACCUUUUACGGUAUUGUAGGUAUGGAUUUUAACUCGUUUCAUUUUAUUCCCCCCCCCCCCCCCAGGUUAUGUACUCUGGUACUACCGUGGGUUCGAGUCACUAUCGGAUAUCCAGCAUGCAUGUAAGCUUGGGAAUUUUUAGAUGUUAUUUUCCUCAUUUAUUGCCAUGAUAAGUUUGGUUGUUUUACUUGGUCGUGGAGGGACAUGCAUACACGCAAAUGGGAGUAGAAAUGUCAUAAGUGCUUUCGUUUACUUGUGGCGGGUGUCUUUAUGUUACCGGUACCGGCAUUGUGGCUUCCAUAGUCUGGUAUUCCUCGAUCGGUCUUGUGCAUCUUAUCGAGUGAGGCAUCUGAUCGCGUGAUAGGCCAUCUGGUCAGAUUUUUUUUUUCUAGUCUUAGCACUGAUGCUUGGCAACAACGAGGCAUCUUGAUCAAACCAGGUGGGAGGCAAACAGGAGAAAAGAGAGCAAAAAUAGAAUCAGCUAAAUCUGACUUGGCCGAAAGUAUAAACA
Messenger RNA from Tuber aestivum (summer truffle), 2748 nucleotides. Lineage: Eukaryota; Fungi; Ascomycota; Pezizomycetes; Pezizales; Tuberaceae. The record is from the annotation of a GenBank genome assembly.